AUGCAGAACCGACCGGUCGCGCACACCAUCAUCAACGCAACACGCUAUCAGGCGGUGGACGACGAGCCGGCCAAGGACCUCGCCGGGAAGCUCGACAGGCAGCUCGGUGGACAGGGAGAAGGCAGAGAUGGGAGGAAUUUCAACUGCGAUGAAUAA
Puccinia triticina is the source of this 156-nucleotide messenger RNA. RefSeq lists its product as uncharacterized. The coding region runs from base 1 to 156 and encodes 51 amino acids. NCBI's taxonomy places the organism in Eukaryota, Fungi, Basidiomycota, Pucciniomycetes, Pucciniales, Pucciniaceae. The record is from RefSeq and is a predicted model, not a curated record. The transcript is spliced from 3 exons.